Brassica rapa (field mustard) is the source of this 567-nucleotide messenger RNA. RefSeq lists its product as uncharacterized. The record is from RefSeq and is a predicted model, not a curated record. Lineage: Eukaryota; Viridiplantae; Streptophyta; Magnoliopsida; Brassicales; Brassicaceae. Gene Ontology annotation, molecular function: nucleic acid binding; RNA-DNA hybrid ribonuclease activity.
AUGAAUGAAAGUUGGGUUUUUGAGAACAGAACCCUCGAUCCAAAAGAUGUCAUCUGCAACUCCAUUAAGCUGGCAAGAGAAUGGCAGGAGGCCCAAUUGAUCAAGCCCCAACAGAUGCGCAAUCAAACAGGGAUCAACACCACCAGACCGGAGAAUCAAUCAGCGACUGCUUCUACUCUGUUCACUGACGCGGCAUGGAAAGCACAAGAUAGAACUGCAGGCUGUGGUUGGAUCAUACACAAUCCACAAGAGAGAGAGACAACUCACGGCACAUCGACAGAACUCUGUGUCGCAUCACCUUUGAUGGCGGAAGCUCUAGCAGUCCGGGAAGCACUGCUUCAUGCUAGGUCCCUCCAUCUCUCCAAUAUCUGCCUUAAAUCAGAUAAUCAGGUGCUGGUUAAAGCACUAACCUCGAAGCAACAUCCGGUGGAACUCUACGGAAUCAACUUGGAUAUCGAGAACCUAUCUUCAUCGUUUUCUUCUGUUUCCUUUUCUUACAUCUCUAGGACUUUAAAUUCUGCUGCAGGUGCUUUAGCAAAAUCUGCUUUGUAUGGCUUGAACAUUUAG